AUGUUCAUGCAGGAGCUCAAGAAUUAUGUCAUGGGCUGCGACGACCGCAAGUUCAGCAGAGCGACGAUGCGACGUGCCAGAGGUGUGGAGAGCCAACUUCUAUCUGUCGCAGAAACAAUCCUGGUUGUGCCGUGGCGAGCCCGUGUCCUCUCUGCCGAUGACUUGCAUGGGGUGUGGCAUGGCUUUGUGGCAAUGAGAGGCUGGCGCGACUGCCGCGUGCCCCAAGAAUGCCUCAUACGCUUCCUAUCAGGGGCUCUGGGGCAGUUGGAUGAGUCGGUGGCGCAGGAAUGGAAAGAUCAUGCUCUGAACCAAGAGCUGCCUUUAGUGCAGCGAUCGAUCUCCGUUGCGGCCUGGCCCGGGCUUUGUCAGCUUUUGGGGCAGCUCCCAGCUUGCGUAACGGCACAGGAACUCCGGGAAGCGCUCUGGAAGCAGGCAUUUGUCGAGAACCCGACCCGUGCACCAGACCAUCGGAAUUACAAGCGCUUUGCAUUGCUGGCGGCGCAGAUGAUCGCCAUCGGUGUUGAGCUGGAGUCAGACCGUGCGGAGAUGUUGAUUCAGCAGGUCUUGAAUUUGGAGAGGCCCUGGCGAGAGCGAAGGGAUAUGCUGAGUGGCAUUCUAUCUGCUGCCUCCGUGGCGGACAGGAUAAAGGUGGUGCAGAAUCUGGACCAGCGUUUCGAGGCCCAUGCGGACCUCGACGACUUCGAGAUUGUUUGUGGCAUCGCCGAGCAUAUCGGCGUGGAGAUACCGAGGGACGGCGCCAUUCGACGAUGCGCGCUUCGACGAUGGGCUCUGGACACCAAGCGUGGUGGGGCCUUGCCCGUGGCCCGUCUGAUGGAUUUUGUCGACUGCGAUGCGGCGAUCGGUCAGGAUGUGGCAUUGAGCCUCCGGCAACGUGGCCGGAUAGCUGAUGCCGCGAUGCUGCUGUCUCGACUGCCCAUCCCGGAUCAAGGCAACGGCACAGUUGCGGGCCAGGUGGAGAUGGCCCUGGGGGAUGUGGAGCUCGAGCGGCUGCAAGAACUUCUCGCACUUGGAGACGAUGGCGCAGAGGGCGGACAAGGAGAACAGGUCGUGUUUGCGCCGGUGGACUCCUCCGGCUUCCUUCUGCCGUUCCAGGGUCAGGCCAUCACCUCAGCGGAAGAAGCGCUGGAGGCGUGUCAGAGACUGUGGGAUGCACCGGUGCUCUCAGUUCAGGUCUUCCGAGAGGAGGCUCCCUUCUGGCACUGCCCGGCGAGCAUCCUCGCGGUUUGCAGCGACGACUCUGCCGAGCUUUUCGACCUCACUGCUCUUCGUGCCGAGUCUAAGCCGUCGGAACCACGCGAUGCCACUGAGACGAAGCCUGUGGAGAAAGCACCACUGACCACUUUUAGCUUCAAUCUUCCGACCGGCGCCGAAGUCUCCAUUGGCUGGCCAGAUGCUGCUGCGCGCCUGCGGGCCCUGCUGUCCGACCGACGAAGGCUGAAAUGCAUCUGGGGAGGAGAGGAGGAGAUCGUGGACAUUGCCUAUGAGUUGGGCCUCGGCGUUGCCAGCACCCUCAAGCCCGGUGACAAGGAGCCCUUGGGGCCUGUCUUGGAUACGGAGGCUCUUUUCAAGAACCUGCUGGAUGCCGAGGAGGUACAGUGGCCGGUUGUCCUCCGCCGGUUCCUGGGCUUUCGCCUCUGCACAGAGGAGGAAGGCAGCAACUGGGCGAGGAGGCCGCUGCGCCAUUCGCAGCUACACCACAGUGCAGUUCUGACCUGGACCCAGCUUCUCAUGGUACGCGCCAUCUGCGGCCGCGGCCUCGUAACGGAGCCGUUUCUGCGCUCCCACGUUUGUGUUCAGUGCCGUCCGCGACUUUUUGGCCGCAGCCGUGGCGUGGGAAAGCACGUGCUGGGCCAGCUAGCGCCUGCAGGGCGCCUUGCGGCCGAGAACGAGAUCUCCGCGGCUCAGAAGCCCUGGCUUUGGAAGGGCCCCGCUGUGACGACCCGAUCUGGGCCGGUCUCCACCAGAGUGGUUCUCCUCUUGGGGAAGCAAGGGGAAGCCGAUGAAGUUGUCGAAAUGGUCGGCGAGUUGGCCGGCAACACGGCGCAUGUGAUUCCGCUUGGAGGCCCUCUGGAAAAGCAGGUGCGACACAUUCGGCCUAGCCAGCUGCGAAGCUUGAACUCCUGGGACUAUCCUGAGUGGAUCAGCCGCCUCCCGCGCGGAGAUGCGUGCCCCGAGCCGGCGCAGCCCACGCCUGCGCAGCCACAUUCGGAGGUGCUGCCGGCAUUUGCAACGAGGCUGACGCCUUCGAACAAUGCCUCCGUUGCAAGGACAGUGGCCCUCCCCGAUCGCAAGCAGCUGCUGCCGGCGCCGGAUCGGGAAGACAGAUGCUUCAACCUUUGCCGAAGCUUAUUCGACAAGGAGGUCGCCAAGAAAUUGUUGAGUUCAGCCGCAGAUGCUCAGCCACGACAUCUACUUGGCUGCUAUGCAUCUGUGGGUGAAGACUCGGCAGAUGCAAAACAAUGUGGGUUGUCUCAUUUUCGGUUCAUGGCACCCACGGACACGCCACCUCUGGCGCUGGAACCGGAGCUCGAGUGGGUGGAAUACACUCUCAAUGGCGAGCGCGUGAAGCUUGGCGCACGCUCUGGGUCGAGAUUGAGGGCGGUCUGCCGCAUGGCUUUGCCAGGCUGGUUCGGGGACAUGGGCCGGGCCAUCCUCGGCCGGUUCCUGCGCAGCUUCCGCCGCCUCCACAGGCAAGACAACCUCUGGGCGUGGGUGCAGGUGGUGAUAACAGGGAGCACGAUAAUGAUCAUGGUGGUCCAUGAUGACUAUGACGAUGCCAGGGAUGCGUUUGACGAAUGUGACGAAGACGUCGCCAUCAAAAAGCUACACGUGAUGCAGUCCGGCGGAGUCUCUCAGGCGAACCUGGCCGAGUUUCAAAAGGAGGUCAACAACCUUCAAGCGCUGAGGCACGACCGCCUCAUUUGUCUCAUCGGAAUUGCGUACGAGCCACCCGUGCUGUGCAUCGUUACAGAGGCAACGUCGGGUGAGUUUCUGGGAUCCUGGGCAGAGGUGGCACUGGGCCGGCUGAGAUUUCGAGCGACCGUGGACUUGAACGAUGUUGACCAAGGACCCGGCUGUGCCUCUCAAGCCUUGCACUUGGGGGUUGCCGUCUGUGGAACUCAUCUUUGGGCGGGGCUGACCUUGGCGAUGCUCCAAAACCAGGCCCUGCCCAGUGCGGUGCAAGCCGGCCGUCGGUGGGUGGAGCUGUUUGGACAUGGUUUCCGGGCUACAACCCUGCGACGUAUGCUUGAUCUUCCUGGCUUCAGUGAUCUCUUCCUGCUCUCCAUGGUGAACUCAGCCGACGCAUGGACUGUAGCACAGGCCCUGCACCCUGCAGCCAGCGCCAUGGGGUCCUUCAUCGCUCCCUCUGAGAGCCAUCCGCAAAGCAUGACGCUGCCUUGGGCUUUCGCGGACUCGGAUGAGGUUCUCGAUGGCCAGCUUCUCCGGACGCUGCUGGGUGGGCAAGUUGUGGAGCUCGUGGCUGUCCAUGUCGCAGCAUCCACAGCCGGGCUCGUCCGGCGAAUGGUCGAGCUCAGCCUCCACAUCGUGAGCCAGACGACGGUCCUCUGCUUCCUGGACGAAAAGCCUCCACUGGAAAUGGGCGCGAUGGGUUUCGAAGCAGUCCCUGCUCCCUCGCUGCUCCCCGACGCGUCCGGCUGCUACCGGAUUGCUGGGCUUCAAAGAAAGCCCUUGGCUUUCCCAGGAGUUCGCAAAGAUUCGAUCUUCCGUUUCGGGAAGCAUUUGCAGGGCAGCGUCCCCGUGGCCUCGUUGCUUGGUGGCCACCUGAGAGUCUCUGCGCCGAGGAUCUGGCUUGAAGUCGGCUGCAACAACUGGGAGAUGUUGCUCGAGAGCCUCCCCGAGGACGGUUCAGUGUUUCUGCUCACCCUGGAGCCCUUGGUGGACAAGUUCGCUUUUCUUCGGGCACUCCGUCGUCCCCAUCACCUGGUGCUGCCCUUUGCAGUGGCCCCAAAGAUCAUGGGCCACUUCUCCGCCAUCCGCUCCCAGAACUACAGCGACUUCCGUGGUCGUCCCGGCGCCCGCUUUCAGGAGAGUGGCGCCAGUUCUUUGCUGAGCUAUGCCUCCGGGUUCCGGGACCAUCAGUGGGAGGGAGCUGAAGCCCAGUAUGCCAACUUCCGGGAGUAUUUGGUUCCAACGGUGUCCCUGGAGUGGGUGGUCGGAGCCCUCCUCGGGGACCGCGAGGUGGAGUUUCUGAAGAUCGAUGCCCAGGGCCUGGACUUCGGGGUCUUCUCAUCCCUGGGGGACUUCGCGGAUCGCGUGCGGCGGGUGCAGAUGGAGCUGCACCAACACAUCAGGCACGACGGCGAGACACCCUGCAGCGAGGUCGUCAAAGCCAUGACUCUGAAGCAUGGCUUCGUGCCGGUGAAGGGGGCAUGCGCGACCUUUGACCCCAAAGUGCACGACGAGACAGACAUCGUUUUUGCAAAACCAGCUGACUUCUCGUUUGUCCACCGCGACCUCAAAAGCGCCAAUGUAGUGCUGGAUGAGGAGUUGAAUGCAAGGCUUUGCGACUUCGGAAUAACCGAGCCCAUGGAGCGAACCCACAUCAGCCGGCGCGCGGCGGAAGCUGGGUCACCGAGGUAUAUGGCUCCAGAGCUGUUCGAUGGACGUGCCAAACUUACCGAGAAGUUGGACAUUUGGGCCCUUGGCUGCCUCAUCAUCGAGGUCUUGACGAGCCGAACACCACACGAGGAGUGCAGCAAUAUACAGCAGGUUGCGACAAAGCUUCUCGUGCGAAAUGAGGCCCCUUUUCAGGAUGCUUGGUCUGCUGGAUUUCACGCCGAGGUUGUUCGCUUGACCACAGCCUGUUUCUCCCGGGAUGGCACCCGCCGGCCCUCUGCGGCUGAAAUUCUCGAGGCCUGUCUAAGCAGUAUUAAUGGGAAGACCAGAAAGGUCAGGAGAGGUAGAAUCACGUGGGUGAACAAGGAUCGAGGAUUCUGCUGA
This is a messenger RNA of Symbiodinium sp. CCMP2592, 4983 nucleotides long. Lineage: Eukaryota; Dinophyceae; Suessiales; Symbiodiniaceae. The record is from the annotation of a GenBank genome assembly.